AUGGCUGCACUCCCCAUCGCGACUGCACACGACCUGCCCGUCGACGCUGCCUUCACCAAGGGCCUGCCCAAGAUUGAGGUACUGCUCCAGCCUCCUCGGUCCCUAGUCAUCGCGCCAAGGACGCUCAGACUUCCGUUCGCUGCUGCUAAUGACGCGACUCAGCUUCAUGCCCACUUAACCGGCAGCAUCAGUCGCGACUGCCUGCACGCCAUAUGGGAGACAAAGAAAGCACGGCAGCCUGACUUCGACCUCGAGGACCCCUUGGUCGCCAUACCCGCGGGCAAAGUCGACUACGAUAUCAAAACAGCGAUCCUUGAAGAGGGCGUAACCAAGGAUGAUUACGUGAAGACCGUUUUGGACAUACUCAAUGCCCAUAACGACGAUGCUGACAAUACCAUGCGAGCUUUCCUCAUACUGUCAAUCGACCGCCGCAACAACAUCUCAGACGCGGAAGAAGUCGUCGAUCUCGCCAUCAAGUAUCAGUCCGCCGGCGUUGUUGGUGUCGACCUAUGCGGCGACCCAGCGAAAGGUGACAUUCGCAUAUUCGGCGACAGCUUCGCUCGGGCAAAGGCUGCCGGACUGAAGAUCACGCUGCACUUUGCCGAGAGCGAAAAUUCUUCCUCGGAUUUGGAGUUGCAAACACUCCUGUUAUGGCAACCUGACAGACUGGGUCACGUCAUACAUGUCAAAGAUGAGUUCAAAAAAACUAUCGAGCUGCACGGAAUCGGCGUUGAGCUGUGCCUCAGCUGUAACGUCCAUGCUAAGAUGAUCACGGGCACUUACUCGGACCACCACUUUGGAGUGUGGCGACACAGCAGUGUUCCCGUCGCUCUGAGCGUACGUUGA
Messenger RNA from Alternaria arbusti, 846 nucleotides. RefSeq lists its product as uncharacterized. Gene Ontology annotation, molecular function: adenosine deaminase activity. Lineage: Eukaryota; Fungi; Ascomycota; Dothideomycetes; Pleosporales; Pleosporaceae. Gene Ontology annotation, biological process: adenosine catabolic process; inosine biosynthetic process. The coding region runs from base 1 to 846 and encodes 281 amino acids. The transcript is spliced from 2 exons. The record is from RefSeq and is a predicted model, not a curated record.